GAAAGAAACCGUGUUUGACCUUGUAAAAAACACAAUCACCCAAUCUCAUUCUUUCAUUGCCAUCAACACAGACUCUUCCACGCAAAACAGAGGACAAAGUUGAAUUCAAAAGCAGAGACUUGUUCAUAUUCCAUCAAGAACCUCACUAUCACUAUCACAUAUUCAAAUUCUCUUUAAAACCAAAUCCCAUUUGCUCACAUCGCACACAAAUACCAAAAACCGUUCAUGGCGGAUAUAGUAAAACAUAUUCUUUCCAAGCCGAUUCAGCUGGCGGACCAGGUCACCAAGGCCGCCGACGAGGCAAGUUCCUUCAAGCAGGAAUGCUCCGAGCUCAAGUCCAAGACGGACAAGCUGGCAGCGCUGCUCCGUCAGGCGGCGCGUGCCAGCUCCGAUCUAUACGAGCGACCCACGCGCCGGAUCGUGGAGGAAGCCGAGCACGCGCUCGACAGGGCUCUUUCUCUUGUCCUCAAGUGCCGCUCCAACGGUCUUGUAAAGCGCGUCUUCACCAUCAUCCCUGGCGGCGCGUUCAGGAAAACCGCCGUCCUUCUUGAAAACUCCGUUGGAGACGUCUCCUGGCUCCUCCGCGUCAUCUCCGGCGCCGACGGCGACGACGAGUACCUCGGGCUCCCUCCGAUCGCCGCGAACGAGCCCAUCCUCUGCCUCAUAUGGGAACAGAUCGCAAUCCUCUGCACAGCUUCCCCGGAGGAGCGGUCCGACGCGGCAGCAUCUCUGUCGUCGUUAGCCACCGGCAACCAGCGAUACGGAAGAUUGAUCAUCGAGGAAGGAGGAGUGAGUCCGUUGUUGAAGCUCUUAAAGGAAGGAAAAGCCGAGGGGCAGGAGAACGCGGCACGCGCCAUAGGGCUGUUGGCGCGUGAUGCAGAGAGCGUGGAGCAUAUGGUACAUUGUGGCGCGUGUUCUGUAUUCGCUCAAGUGCUUAAAGAAGGUGCUAUGAAGGUUCAAAGCGUGGUGGCUUGGGCUGUGUCUGAAAUGAGCGCUCAUUACCCCAAAUGCCAGGACAUGUUCUUGCAACAUAACAUCAUAAGAUUACUUGUUGCUCACCUUGCCUUUGAAACUGUUCAAGAACACAGUAAGUACUCCAUUGUUAGCCUCAAACCAACUUCGAUUCAUGCUGUUGUUUUGGCCACUCAUCAUGAUCAUCAUAAUCAAUCUAGAAAUCAGCUUCAUAGGGUUGUUACUACUACCAUGGCUAUGCAUGCUGCUAAUCAGAAAUUGGAGAAUCAUCAUCAUUCAUAUUCCGGGAUUAACAUGAAGGGGAGGGAUCUUGAAGAUCCUCAGACCAAGGCCAAGAUGAAGGAGAUGGCGGCCAGGGCGCUCUGGCAUUUGGCCAAGGGAAACUCUGCCAUUUGUCGCAACAUCACGGAAUCUAGAGCGUUGCUUUGUUUUGCUGUUUUGCUCCAGAGGGGUCCUGAGGCUGUGCAGUACAACUCUGCCAUGGCCGUGAUGGAGAUCGCGGCCGUGGCAGAGAAAGAUCCUGAAUUGAGGAGGUCUGCAUUCAAGCCAAACUCCCCUGCCUGCAAGGCUGUGGUGGAUGAAGUUCUUAAGAUCAUCGAGAAAGGGGAUUCGGAUCUCUUGAUUCCUUGCAUUAAGGUUGUUGGGAGUCUGGCAAGGACUUUCCGGGCCACCGAGACAAGGAUGAUCAGUCCCUUGGUCAAACUGCUUGAUGAAACAGAGGCAGAGGUGACAAGAGAGACAUUGAUUGCGCUGACCAAAUUCGCCUGCUCGGAGAAUUACCUCCACCUGGAUCACUCUAAGGCCAUCAUAGGCGCAGGAGGGGCCAAACACCUCAUUCAGCUUGUGUAUUUCGGAGACCAGAUGCUUCAGAUUCCGGCCUUGCUUCUGCUCUCUUACAUUGCAUUGCACGUCCCUGACAGCCAAGACCUUGCACAGGCCCAGGUUCUGGGAGUUCUUGAAUGGGCAUCAAAGCAAUCUUCUAUGGCCUUAGAUCAAACCCUUGAGGAAUUGUUGCACGAAUCCAAGAGUAGGUUGGAGCUCUAUCAGUCUAGAGGAGGCUUAAUGCCUUUCCAUAACCAUAAGUUGCAUCAAUAACUAAUACACUCCCUGACUCCCUCAUUCUAAUUUGUAAAGAUUGUUUUCACUUGUUAAUUAUUCAGUGAAGAUUAUGUGUAGUUGUAUUCAUGUGAAGUUAAUAAUUGAAAAUCAUUAGAUGAUGAUUUAGACAAACUUAUCAAAUUAUCUAAUGAUUCUUAAAUAUCAAACUUCACGUGAAGAUAAGUACACAUGAGCUUUCACCUCAUUAUUUGUUACAUUGAGAGUGAGACCUGAACUCGCUCUUCAAGUCUUCAACACAAGCUAGUUGAAAAGUGAUUGCUGCCUUUUUGAACAAUGAACAUACAUAUACAUAUGUUCCUUGUUCAAGUUGACCU
Arachis stenosperma is the source of this 2405-nucleotide messenger RNA. RefSeq lists its product as uncharacterized. Gene Ontology annotation, biological process: cell surface receptor signaling pathway. The record is from RefSeq and is a predicted model, not a curated record. Gene Ontology annotation, molecular function: protein binding. The coding region runs from base 226 to 2067 and encodes 613 amino acids. Lineage: Eukaryota; Viridiplantae; Streptophyta; Magnoliopsida; Fabales; Fabaceae. The transcript has a single exon.